AUGGCGACCAAGUCUCAGUCAAUGUUAGUCGAGGACUCAGACAACGAAUCUAUCAACACAAUCACGACUGAGGAGGACGCGUACGACAGCGAGCAGGAAUUCGACGUCGAGCGCAUCUUAGCAGAGAAAUGGCAGGAGAAGACCGAUGAAGAUGACGAGGACGGAGAGGCUACUGAGGAUGGGACGGCUGGUCGAGCUGGUCGGUGGUACUAUCUGAUCAAAUGGGAGGGCUAUCCACUGUACGAUGCUACGUGGGAAGGUGAACACAAGAUCACACACCGAGAGAUUCUGGACCACUGGGAAGAGUGCAAGCGGAACGCAGAGCUGCCUGGAGGCGAACCGCUCUUCGACGUCCUCCAAUGGCAGGAAGCCUGGGAGGACCACCAGGAAGAUUUAGCCAGAAAGGCUCGCCUUCGAGAAGCUAAAAGGAGGAAGCGUGUCCAGAUCGUGCCUGAUGAUGAGGGAUCAGGUUCUGACGACGAACUUCCCACCACUGCAGGCUCGAAGCGCAAGCGAGUAUCGGUGACUUCGCUUCCCAAACGCAAAGGAUUCUUCGCUCAGACUAUCCCGUCGCCUCGCAAGCGUCAGGCGGUCAUCGUAAGCAGCCAGGGUUCUGACGUUGACUCUCUCUUCGGAGAGCCGAAACAACAACCCACCAGUGGUAAAGGAAUAAAGGCUCCUGCCGCACCAUCAUCGUCAAGGGCUGGCGACAGCAGUGCAGUGACUUCGCGACCGAAGGGCAAGGCUACCGCUCUCCCAGCUUCCAGCAAGCCGGUUGAUACGCCUACCGCGAAGCCGAAACCUACCGUGACUGCAGCCAGAAAGUCGGCACCAUCAGCUCCCAUAGCUACUGCAAAGCGGACCAAGAACGUCUUUACGAAUAACAACCCCACAAACGUGCUUAGACGGAAGCAGUACUCUAAAGUGAAUGUUGAGAUGCCUAAAGACUCUGUCGAUACGAAAUUCAGGAACCUUUCGACGCAAAACAGAUACCAGAAGGGCGGCAGGACCGAGCCCGUCCCUGACAUCAACGCACUUACCAUGGUGGAUCCAAAAACCGGCAAGACCCAGCAACCCGCUGCUACGUCUACGAGAGCUACAGUUCCGAUUCACAGCGCUUAUCGGAGAAGGACACCACCCCAAGCGACCAGACGUCGCUCUCGCUCGCGCUCUAAUAGUCCGGUCAGGCCUGGAGCGAGACAGCCUGAAUCAUCCGGUACUGGAGCCAAUAGCACAACAAUCGGUGGCAGAGCUGGGGAUGGACCUGUUGGCAGCGUUGCGCCGAUCGGCACGAGGAACCAGACAUGUACGCACUGGCAGACAGGUACUUGCCAGUACACCGCAGACAGAUGCCCAUACGACCACCAAUAUAUAGAGAAGAAGCUCACAUGCUUCUUCUGGCGAAGAGAGGGCAACUGCAGGAAGGGAGAUUCCUGCAAAUUCGCGCACGAAGACACCGGAGAUUAUGCUCCCCCACCGCCCGGCUACAACACCAGAGUCGAUCGCGGUAUUGAGCCCAGAGAGGAGGUGAUGCAGAGACCGAAGGACGAACCCAUCGCAGCUUCACCUGCGUUCGAGGUCGGGAAACGUGGUACGACGUGUUAUUUUUGGAGAACCACUGGAAGUUGCCGGAUGGGAAAUCAGUGCGAGUUCGCUCAUCACGAUACUGGAAUUCAUGCAGGUCCACCCGGGUCUUUCCGCAGCAGGGUGCCAUCUGAUCCUAAUCUCAGUGGGCUUGGAUUUGUUGACGUUGUUGGUCAGCGCCCGCCUGACGCUCAAAUGGAGACCGCCCGUCCACCGCCACCGCCUGCUGCUCAGAUGUACUCAGCUCCUCCUCCACCCGGCACCGCCCACCCCGACGACGCUCCUCUUCCUCCCCCGCCACCUCCUCCUGCCACGAUACAGCCCAUCAAACUGGUGAGCCCGUCUGUUGAUCCACGGUUGAGACGUCGGCCAUCUUUCAAAACGGACGUCGCACGUCCACCACCGGCUGACAUCAGCCACACCACCCCUUCAAUGGAUGGAGCCUCUGAUCUUAAUGUGGCUGUCAAGAGUUUGAACGCCGCGAAUAGUCCGGGACCUAUCACUCCAGGCCCUAUCACUCCAGGCCCUAACACCCCAGGUAACAGCGAAGCGGAAGGAAAAGUGGACUGGGAAGCUGGGAGAGUGGACUAUGAAGCGUCAAGGCGCGGGGUCAAGACACUGAACCUCACCGAGUUGCUCGAUGUCAGUGAAGGUGCGAGCAUCGAGGGCGUGUUUUUGCAAAUACCACCACUCAAGAGCUCUGAGAUGCAACUCCUCGGGUACCGCUUUGCGGAAUUCCACUGCAAAGUUUUCUCUUCCCGGACUGAGGGCCAUUGGAAUUUCUUCAGGUCGAAGUACUCACACUGCUUGGUCGUUCUGCAUCCGUCUGAAAACUAUCGUCAUAUACCAGGACUUCAGGGGUUCAUCUCGAGGAACUCGAUGGCGAAGAUCUACUCUAUCGGCGUCCAGCAUCGCAUUUGCACGCUCGAAGGCCGAGAGCCCGUCUAUGAAGCACAUAGGCUCUUCCCGCAUGGCGGUAUUACCUUCAUCACCGACGAUGUCUUCGUCUACUAUCCGGAGAAAGCCACACAGAUCAUCGACAAAUUCCUCGAAAAAGCGAAAGCUGCGCCACCAGGAGGACACUUCAGCAAGAUCGGCGCGCGACCUGACAUUAUUUCGUGGGUAAUACGUCUUUCGCAGCAGAAGUUCAAGGAGAACCCGGACGACACGCGAUACACCUUACUCUUCGAUGCCCUGCGCAGACUCUGUCCCAUUAAGUAUGAGGACGUGGAGAACCUUCCCCAUCGAUCCGUGCCACUCGAUCAAGCGUGGCUGUGGUCCGAGGACGAAGAUUCGCAUCCAGACUUCAAAGACCAAUGGGAGCGCGGCGACGAGGAGGCCGCGACGGAGUACAUGGUCAAUCUCUUCGCUGGCCACGCUAUCCAAAAUGCGGCGACGUAUCGGAGGUUUAUCGUGGUGCAUCAGCGGCCCGAGCUGGAUAGGGAAGUGGUGGACUCGCAGGGGGCGAAGGAGGUGCAGCAGGAGGCGGAUCCGAAGGGGUGGAGGGCGAAGUAUUGUCAUGUCGGGGUGAUGACGGCGGAUCAGUAUUUGAAGCGGUAG
This is a messenger RNA of Saxophila tyrrhenica, 3144 nucleotides long. RefSeq lists its product as uncharacterized. The record is from RefSeq and is a predicted model, not a curated record. Gene Ontology annotation, molecular function: metal ion binding. The transcript is spliced from 2 exons. NCBI's taxonomy places the organism in Eukaryota, Fungi, Ascomycota, Dothideomycetes, Mycosphaerellales, Extremaceae. Bases 1 to 3144 code for a protein of 1047 amino acids.